Messenger RNA from Dovyalis caffra, 993 nucleotides. Lineage: Eukaryota; Viridiplantae; Streptophyta; Magnoliopsida; Malpighiales; Salicaceae. The record is from the annotation of a GenBank genome assembly.
AUGGGCGCGACGGGAAGCGACGUGGAGGCCGGAUUCGCGAAGCUACAAGGAGAAGAUUUCGAGUACUACAUGCAAACAUACUCGAUAAUUUUAGGCCGGAACUCCAAAAAAUCUACCGUCGAUGUCGACCUCUCAAGCCUAGGCGGUGGAAUGAACAUAUCACGCCACCAUGCGCGCAUCUUCUACGACUUCACGCGACGCCGUUUCGCACUUGAAGUACUCGGAAAGAACGGUUGCCUAGUCGAAGGAGUACUCCACCUUCCUGGAAACCCUCAUGUCAAGUUGGAUUCACAAGAUCUCUUGCAAAUCGGAGAUAAAGAGUUUUACUUUUUACUUCCUGUUAGGAGUAUAUUGGGUGGGGCAUUAGGGCCUAGGCACCACGUGGCGGUUGUGCCGCAGUAUGGGUAUCAUUCCGGUGGAGCGGAGAGGAUGGUGGGACCGGUUGCGGUUGCGGCUGUUAAGAAAGGGAGAGCGAGGGAGUUUUAUGAGGAGGAGUUUGAUGACGAGGAGGAUGUUGGUGGCAGUGGUAGUGGUGGUGGGAAGAAGAUGAGGAGAGAGGGGUAUGAAGGGUAUGGAUAUGGAAGUGGGUCCGGUGGUAAAGCAGGAAUGGUUGGAACUUUAGUAGAAAAGAAGAUGGAGGGAAGAUCAAGGAUUGAUCGUGAGUCAGACAAUCAACAACUUCUGCAGUUGGAGGAAAAAGAUGUAGUUUCAUCUGUUGCUACUGUGCUAUCUGAUCUCUGUGGUCCUGGAGAAUGGAUGCCUAUGGAGAAACUUCAUGCUGAGUUGGUGGAGCAAUAUAGCAGCAUCUGGCAUCAUACACGAGUUAGGAGAUAUCUCACAUCCGAGGACUGGACUGGUCCUGAGUCGAAGGGCAAACCAUGGUAUGGCUUGCUUAUGUUGCUAAGAAAAUAUCCAGAGCACUUCGUCAUCAACACUAGGUCCAAAGGCCGGAUAACACUGGAAUUUGUCUCUCUUGUCUCUCUGCUUUCGUAG